Paraphaeosphaeria sporulosa is the source of this 327-nucleotide messenger RNA. RefSeq lists its product as uncharacterized. The transcript is spliced from 3 exons. The coding region runs from base 1 to 327 and encodes 108 amino acids. The record is from RefSeq and is a predicted model, not a curated record. Lineage: Eukaryota; Fungi; Ascomycota; Dothideomycetes; Pleosporales; Didymosphaeriaceae.
AUGAAGCUCACCCUCGCUCUCCUCGUCCCCUUCUCCCUCACCGCCCUCGCGACCCCCCUCUCAAAUCCAAACCCCUUCGAAAAACGUGAUAAUUGGUGCGUCGUCGCGUCCAACGGAGUGGACUGCCGCUCCAAGCCCGGCGUCGGUGCCGGCAACCUGGUCCGCGAUAUCAAGACAUCUGAUCGCUUCGGCGUGGCGUGUACGAAGAAAGUUGGUGGAAGGACGUGGGAUUGGGUUCCGGGGUGGGGAUGCUGGGUUAGUGCAAGGGAUACGAGGACGGGUGAUGCGGCGCACAAUGAGUGUGAGAGUGGGCUGCAUGACUGCUAG